AUGGUCUCUUCGCCCGUGCCCAAGAAGGCAGUCACUUUGGCCAACAUGAACCGGAAUCUGCGCCGCGCAGAGUACGCCGUCCGAGGCCGUCUCGCGAUCCGCGCCGACGAGCUGCGCAAGACUCUGCUCGAGCACGAGCAAUGUCCGCCGCCGCCAGCCCAGGCGUUGCCCUUCACGGAGAUCAUCAGCGCGAAUAUCGGCAACCCGCAGGCAAUGGACCAGCAGCCAAUUACUUUCUUCAGACAAGUGCUUGCGCUCGUUCAGUACCCGGAUCUUCUCAAAUCCGAGCACGCCGCGCAGAUCUUCCCUGCCGACGCGCGCAAGAGAGCGCAGACCUUGCUCGAUCACAUCGGCUCGGUCGGCGCGUACUCCCACAGCCAGGGCGUGCCCUACAUCCGCCAGUCGGUCGCCAACUUCAUCGCCCGACGUGACGGCUUCCCUUCGAACCCAAAAGACGUUUUUCUCGCGUCGGGCGCGUCGUCGGCCGUGUCCUCUCUAUUGCGCACGAUCUGCGAUGGCCCUGAUUCGGCAGUCAUGAUCCCGGUCCCUCAGUACCCGCUCUACUCCGCCACGCUCACUCUCGAAAACGCGACCGCGGUACCGUACUACCUCGAAUACUCUGCCCACGAUAUCGCAAACACCGUCCGACAAGCCAAGGCAAGCGGCCUCUCGCUCCGCUCAAUCGUCGUCAUUAACCCCUGCAACCCUACCGGCACCUGCCUGACCGAGGCCGAAAUCAAAGACAUCAUCACGAUCGCGGCCGACAACCGGCUGAUGAUCAUCGCCGACGAAGUCUACCAGACCAACAUCUACGAAGGCGAGUUCUUAUCGUUCAAGCGCAUGCUGCGCGAGCUGCAGCGCGACUACCCCGGCCGCUACGAGAACGUUGAACUCGCAUCGCUGCACUCGACUUCAAAAGGCAUGCUCGGCGAGUGCGGCCAGCGCGGCGGGUAUGUCGAGCUCGUUGGAUUCGACCCGGCUGUAGUCGAUCAGAUGUACAAGCUUGUUUCGAUCUCGCUCUGCCCGGUCGUUACCGGCCAGGUCCUGACCGAGCUGAUGGUUAACCCUCCCAGGGAGGGCGACGAGUCGUUUCCGCUGUACAAGAAGGAGUAUAACGACAUCUACAACUCGCUCAAAAAGCGCGCGUUUGAUCUCUACCAGGCGUUUUCGCAGAUGGAAGGAGUCAUAUGCGAAGAGCCAAAGGGCGCGAUGUACCUCUUCCCCCAGAUCACAAUCCCCAAGGCCGCAAUCCAGGAAGCUGCCCGCCAGAACAUGGAGCCAGAUGAGUUCUACUGCAUCCAGCUCCUCGAAAAGACCGGCGUCUGCGUCAUUCCCGGAUCCGGAUUCGGUCAGCAGGACGGAACGUUCCAUUUCCGCACGACCUUCCUGGCGCCUGGACACGAGUACAUUGAUCGGAUGGUGAACUUUCACAGCCAGUUUAUGGACAAGUACAGGUAG
Molecule: messenger RNA, 1458 nt
Organism: Myxozyma melibiosi
Lineage: Eukaryota; Fungi; Ascomycota; Lipomycetes; Lipomycetales; Lipomycetaceae
Product: pyridoxal phosphate-dependent transferase
Exons: 2
Coding region: 1-1458 (485 amino acids)
Biological process (GO): biosynthetic process
Molecular function (GO): pyridoxal phosphate binding; L-alanine:2-oxoglutarate transaminase activity
Source: RefSeq, a predicted model, not a curated record